CGGUAAAAAACCGGCAGGGAAUGUCAGUUUACGGUUAUUCACUGUAAAUUUUACGGCCUUUUACCGUUAACCAUUUAACAGGUAGCAUUUUUACAGUAUUUUUACCGUUAAAUUGACAGUAUAUUUUUACAGCCUACAUGUGAUGUGAUAUUCACUCACAGGUAAAUGACUCUUAUUUUUAUAGUUUGUCAUGAAGGCCUUUGAGUUUGUGUAUAUGAUGAUAGUUUUUUUCUCAAAUGAAUUGGUGAAAUGAUGGUAAAGUGGAUUUUCACAGAUACUAGUUUGUAUAAUUUAAUUAAUCACUUUAAUUAAGUGCACAGCCCUACUUUUAAUUUAUUCAUCCUAAAUUUUUCCAAAUUCUCUGACACUGCUUAGUAAAUUCCAUUUUAUGACUGGAAUCCAAAUUAUAGAAAUGUUAUGAUGUGAAAUGAAAUAUGUCCUGUGACUUUUUUCUGAAAGGCCUAAAGAAAAAAAAUGGCAGAAAAAAAUCUAGCACGAAAACACAGACAUAGUAAGGAUACCCCACCAUCUAUAUCAUCAUCCAGUGGUCCUCUGGCUGAGGAGAACAACACAGCAUUUAGAGAGGUUCUGCAGUUCUUUCAGAACAAGUCUAGUCCAAGUAAAUCUAAUGAUGACAUCUGUGGUGAAGUCAAGAAGAAAGCCCUGAAGACCUGUCUGGUGUGUCAGACGUCUUACUGUGAAAAACACCUGGAGCCUCAUCAGAGAGUCCCAAACCUAAAGAAACACAAACUGAUUGACCCUGUGGAGAAUAUGAAGGACUAUAUAUGUCAGAAACAUGAGAGACCUCUGGAGCUGUUCUGUAGAGAUGAUCAGUUGCGCAUAUGUAUGUUUUGCACUAAUGGAGACCAUAGGACUCACAACACUGUUCCUCUAGAAGAGGAGAGUAGAGAGAAGAAGGCACGACUGAUGAAGACACAGAAAGACGUGCAGCAAAUGAUCCAGGACAGAAUCAAGAAGAUUCAAGACAUCAAACACUCAGCAGAACUCAGAAAAAAAAGCAUAGAGCAAGAGAAAGCAGCCAGUGUUGAGCUCUUCAGUGAUCUGAUGCGCUCCAUUGAGAGCUGUCAGUCUGAGCUGCUGGAGAUGAUGGAGGAAAAGCAGAAAGCUGUAGAGAAACAGGAUGAAGAGCUCAUUCAAGAGCUGCAGCAGGAAAUCACUGAACUCAAGAUGAGAAACACUGAGCUGGAUCAUCUCUUACAUAUUGAGGAUCACCUCCACCUCCUACAGAUUGACCCAUCCCUGUUCAGUCCUUCACACACCAGGAACUGGUCUGAGAUCAGUAUGAACACUGAUGUGAGUGUGGAGACUCUGAGGAGAGCUCUGACUCAACUGCAGGAAACUCUAGACGAGAAACUCAGUCAAACUGUUAUGAGGAUGAUGCAGCAGCAUACAGUGGAUGUGACUCUGGAUCCUGAUACAGCUCAUCCAAAUCUCAUCCUGUCUGAUGAUGGGAAACAAGUGAGACAUGGAGACAUUAAACAACAGCUUCCAAACAACCCAGAGAGGUUUGAUCACAGCUUCUGUGUCCUGGGAAAAGAAGGAUUCUCCUCAAGGAGGUUUUAUUUUGAGGUGCAGGUGAAGGGAAAGACCGGCUGGAUUCUAGGAGUGAUCAGAGAAUCUAUUAACAGGAAGGGACCGAUCAUAAUGAGUCCUCAGGAUGGAUACUGGGUUGUGGGUCUGUGGAAUGAGAAUGAAUAUUGGACAUGUACUGAUUCCUAUGUCCUUUUGACUCUGAGAGGGAAACCGGAGAAGAUGGGGGUGUUUGUGGAUUAUGAGGAGGGUCUGGUCUCCUUCUAUGAUGUAGAGUACAGAUCUUGUAUCUACUCUUUCACUAGCCAGUCUUUCACUGAGAAACUCUAUCCUUUUUUCAGUCCAUUACCCAAUGACAGACGUAAAAAUUCAGCACCACUGAUCAUCUCACCUGUUAGUUUCUAA
This is a messenger RNA of Labeo rohita (rohu), 1956 nucleotides long. Its product is annotated as E3 ubiquitin-protein ligase TRIM39-like. Bases 475 to 1956 code for a protein of 493 amino acids. The transcript is spliced from 7 exons. The record is from RefSeq and is a predicted model, not a curated record. NCBI's taxonomy places the organism in Eukaryota, Metazoa, Chordata, Actinopteri, Cypriniformes, Cyprinidae. Gene Ontology annotation, molecular function: zinc ion binding; protein binding.